GAUGCUUUCAGAUCGGUGAAUCAGUCAGACAGCUCCUCCUCCAGCCACCGACUGCAACAAGAGCUGCAGCUUCUGAUAAUUCUGGCUAUUGAAGGAAGGAGAGCGGAGUGCAAGCAUCUGGCAGAAUAACGCGGUGGUUUCUUGACUCUUUACGCAGAGACAGAGUUCAAUUUACCAGUCUUUGAAUGUUGUUAAAGCCAUGUUACUUGGUAACAGCAAACCACGGGACUCCCAGGCAUGCCAGUUUGAAGACGACACCGGAAUGAUACUCGAAAGUCACGUUGAACACAAGCGCUUCUGUUAAGGAGGAUUUAUGUCAAGAUCACAGUAAGAUUUCAUCCACAACUUAGACAUUUUUGCUGCAAUGGCACCAAAGCAGCCAGACAGAUGCUAAGAAAACAUACUAGGAAAUUCCUUGGUAAAAGUCAACCUCGGCUGAUAAGAUGCUGGCAAGCAAUAAUUCAGAGUAUACUAUGGGACUGCUGGACAAUUCACCGGAGUACUUUGGAGGUAAUACAUCUCGAAAUGGUACUUCCACUGAUUCACCUGGGAUCGCCAUCUUUAUUUCUUUUGUGUACUCUUUAGUUUGCAUUAUAGGGUUGUGUGGUAAUUCAGUGGUGAUAUAUGUUAUCCUGAGAUAUGCCAAGAUGAAGACUGCCACCAACAUAUAUAUUUUGAACUUGGCCAUUGCAGAUGAACUACUAAUGUUAAGCGUCCCCUUCUUGGUGACCUCUACUCUUCUCCAUCACUGGCCGUUUGGUUCGUUGUUGUGUAGACUAGUACUCAGCUUGGAUGCCAUGAACAUGUUUACUAGCGUCUAUUGCCUUGCUGUUCUCAGCUUGGACCGUUACGUGGCUGUGGUACAUCCCAUCAGUGCAGCCAGGUACAGACGACCAAGCGUGGCCAAGAUGGUGAAUCUCGGAGUAUGGCUCUUUUCCAUCCUCAUCAUUCUACCCAUUGUAGUCUUUUCCAGUACUGCACCAAAUCGCGAUGGUACGGUGGCCUGUAACGUGCUCAUGCCCGAACCCUCACAGCACUGGGUUGUCGUCUUUGUCCUUUACACGUUUUUGAUGGGCUUUCUCCUGCCUAUGGCCGCUAUUUGCCUUUGCUAUAUCCUUAUCAUAACAAAGAUGAGAGUUGUAGCCCUUAAGGCCGGCUGGCAGCAGAGACGUCGGUCUGAGCGUAAACUAACACUCAUGGUGACUGUCGUCGUGACGGUUUUUGUGGUCUGCUGGAUGCCCUUCUACAUUGUACAGUUAGUGGGCGUUUUUGCAAGGAAGGGGGAUACCACAAUCAGCCAACUUUCAGUUGCACUUGGUUACGCCAAUAGUUGUGCCAACCCCUUCUUGUAUGGAUUUCUUUCAGACAACUUUAAACGGUCUUUUCAGAAGGUCCUGUGCCUUAGCUGGAUGGAGAACGCCACUGAAGAACCAGUGGACUAUUACGCUACGGCUUUGAAAAGUAGAGCGUAUAGUGCUGAGGAUCUUCAGAAUGGCAUGACGACUACCGGCAGCACAUACCGGAAUGGGACCUGUAGUUCCAGAACUCACUGAAAUCUGGGCACUGACACCAUAAGGAUGUUUACUGAACUUAACUAGGUCACAACCUGCUCCUCUACCCACCGAAACUAUGUAAAGAGCCAUGGGUUACCUUUGAUGGAAUCACAGUACGUUUGUAUUAGCUAAUAUAAGAACUAUGAGCCUGUAAUGUCAGAUGGGGUAGUGUUAAGAAUUGUGUUUUAUUCACACCUGUAACGGUAAGGGUUAUGGUUAUUUGAUUUCAGCACCUACAGAUUAAAUAGCAAGACUAACGUGGUUGGAAAGGCUAACUCAGUCUAUAUAGAAUAUAUAUAUUCUAUCCUAACUAUAUAAUAUAGUUUCCAGAUGCAUACUCAAGGAAUAAAUAAGAAUGCUGUUCUGUAGUAUGUAUUUUUUAUACAUAUCACCCUGGUUAUUAUGCGUGUAGAUUUUUCUAUUCAGUUCAUUUUUUAAGAAUUGUCAGUGUCUGCGAUGUUUGUCUGGUCAUUAACAGCGAACCCAACACGGCCCAAGUUGUCAGCGUUAAAGAGACUACAAUGGGGACGAAUAAUAUUACCUAAAAUAAAAAAACUGUAGAUGUCUGUGCACGUAUAUGUUUUGUUUCCUAUUAUCGGACCAAAACGUUCUUUGUUUUCAAGAUUUGAAUGUUGGAAUAAUAAUGAUGUAAUAAGAUGCGGUGCUCAUUAAAGACGGCCAAAGUUUUCUUACAAA
Spea bombifrons (plains spadefoot toad) is the source of this 2249-nucleotide messenger RNA. RefSeq names its product somatostatin receptor 1 (gene SSTR1). Gene Ontology annotation, cellular component: membrane; neuron projection. The coding region runs from base 444 to 1553 and encodes 369 amino acids. Gene Ontology annotation, molecular function: somatostatin receptor activity; neuropeptide binding. Lineage: Eukaryota; Metazoa; Chordata; Amphibia; Anura; Pelobatidae. The record is from RefSeq and is a predicted model, not a curated record. The transcript has a single exon. Gene Ontology annotation, biological process: cellular response to estradiol stimulus; neuropeptide signaling pathway.